Dovyalis caffra is the source of this 1026-nucleotide messenger RNA. Lineage: Eukaryota; Viridiplantae; Streptophyta; Magnoliopsida; Malpighiales; Salicaceae. The record is from the annotation of a GenBank genome assembly.
AUGCCAGUUUUGAAGGUGCUCCUGAUUACUGCCGUUGGCGUGGUUCUGGCAAUUGAGCGCUUGGAUAUUAUGGGGAAGCAUGCGCGAAUGCAUUUGAAUAAUGUAAAUACCAAUAUUGUUAUUGUUGAUAUAAAUGCAAGUCCGGAGGAUCAUACACCAUGCAAUCAAAAUCAAAGAACUAGUCUGAAGGAUCAUUUAGAUCUUGUGUUUUAUGUCUUGAAUCCAGCACUUGUUGGCAGCAACUUGGCGAAAUUCGUGACAUUAAAAAGGAUAGUUCAGCUUACGGAUUCUGAUGAAGCCACACAGGAUGCCGUACUAGAAGGGAUAGAGCCUGCUCCAGAAACACCAGAAAAUCUUCCAAGCACUCGAACAGGGUCCCUGCUUCCCUUAAAAGAGCCCUCACACAAUGAGGGCAUGAAGAACUUUGAGCUCGAUCGUGCAGUGUUGUCAGAGGGAAAGCCGAAGGUGCCAUUUCCAGAAAACAUUAAGCAAGUCUUUCAAGAGGUUCUAAAGAAACUUAACCUGAAGAGAGUGUUUUCACCUUCAAUUAAUGGAGCGAUUGUUGGAUUUAUAAUCGGUACUAUCCCUCCAUUCCGGAAAGUGCUAAUUGGUGAUAAUGCUCCUCUUCAUGUGAUUGAAGACUCUGCAUUCUUGCUUGGGGAGUCAGCUGUUACAAUUGCCACUUUGAUUGUGGGGGCAAAUCUUCUGAAGGGUUUCAACGGGUCGAAGCUGCCGAUCUUAGUGAUUAUCGGUAUAUCAGCAGUCCGUCCAUUUUGGCUUGCUGGACGCAGACCCACUGUACAAGUUUGUUCUGCUGCUUCAAUUUGCACUGCCUCCAGCAAUCAACAUAGGUACAAUGACCCAGUUGUUUGGAGCUGGCGAAACCGAAUGUUCGGUGAUCAUGCUGUGGACCUAUUCCUUGGCCACAGUUGCGGUAACGCUUUGGUCUGCAUUCUUCAUGUGGUUCGUCAGAUAACCCUCACUUCAACAUACACAUUCUGGGAAAUGCAUUAUUGCAUUAUGUGA